Messenger RNA from Archocentrus centrarchus (flier cichlid), 3303 nucleotides. It is a transcript of the gene tbx2b, whose product is annotated as T-box transcription factor 2b. Gene Ontology annotation, cellular component: chromatin; nucleus. Lineage: Eukaryota; Metazoa; Chordata; Actinopteri; Cichliformes; Cichlidae. The record is from RefSeq and is a predicted model, not a curated record. Gene Ontology annotation, biological process: cell fate specification; positive regulation of DNA-templated transcription; regulation of transcription by RNA polymerase II. Bases 846 to 2906 code for a protein of 686 amino acids. The transcript has 8 exons. Gene Ontology annotation, molecular function: DNA-binding transcription factor activity, RNA polymerase II-specific; RNA polymerase II cis-regulatory region sequence-specific DNA binding.
CGCUCCACAGGACGUCAGGGUAAAUGUAAAGAGACAGGAGAUUGUUCUUACUGUGGCGCAUCAGCCGACCGGCGCCGAGCGACUCUCUAACAAACUGAGUCCGAGUUAAUCAGGAGCUGCGGCUCUGGAUUCUUCUGAAGGAGCUCAGCAGAGCGGAGUGCUGUGAGGCUGGUGCCCCCUCCACCCCCCUUGGCUCCCGGAGUCCCGCACUCUUCUUGGUUUGACAAAAUACAACCUGUCGGAGAUUACACGCCACCAUGGCCUGCCCUAAACUCAGAAUGAGCUCUAAAUCAUCUCAUCGCUGUUUGAUACCGGAGUUAAAAACAAGAAAAUAAUCAGAACGACAUCAAGCAGCACUGUAACAGCAGAGUCUGGCCGGAGCUGUCAGAACCACGCCUAUAGGGGCCCACAAUUGGUCCAGAAAGCGUAAAAUCAGCAAUCAAAGGGGCUUGGUUCAUUAGUGUUGGGGAUGGAGGCAGGAAGGACAUGUGAGAUAGUCACAGAUCUGCAGUGAACGGGGCCACAUCUCUCCAGUCAGUGUGGGAUGACUGAGAAACAGCUUAUUUCUCUGAGAGGCACACAGCGCAGCCGGGCUCUGCCGUCUACUGAAGCGCCACUUCUACUGAAGGACUCGGUGGAGGAACCAAAGGAAAAGCACAUCCACAGCAACUCUGGGCUAUUUUCUUCACCCUGGUAGCACGCUGUGUAUUUGACAAGGCGCUGCACUUUUCUGUACCGCUUUAGAGAAAUUAACUGCUCUCGAAGAGCGGACUUUCCGGCUCUGGGCUGGGGGGAGAUAUCAUUAAAAUAUCUAUUAUUUCACUUCGGUUUUUGUGGAUGCACCGAUGAGAGAUCCAGUUUUUACAGGGACUGCAAUGGCUUAUCACCCUUUCCACGCACACCGGCCGACCGAUUUCCCCAUGUCCGCCUUUCUAGCGGCCGCUCAGCCUUCCUUCUUCCCGGCGCUCAGCCUGCCUCCCGGUGCUCUCACUAAGCCGAUCACGGACCACGGCCUGGCAGGGGCGGCGGAGGCUGGGCUCCACCCGGCUCUUAGUCACCAUCAGGCGGCUCAUCUCCGCAGCAUGAAAAGCCUGGAGCCCGAGGAGGAAGUGGACGACGAUCCAAAAGUUACACUGGAAGCCAAGGAUCUUUGGGACCAGUUUCACAAACUCGGAACGGAGAUGGUUAUUACCAAGUCAGGAAGGAGGAUGUUCCCUCCGUUCAAAGUGCGAAUAAACGGACUCGAUAAAAAAGCCAAAUACAUCCUGCUGAUGGACAUCGUGGCGGCGGACGACUGCCGCUACAAGUUCCACAACUCUCGCUGGAUGGUGGCGGGCAAGGCCGACCCGGAGAUGCCCAAGAGGAUGUAUAUUCACCCGGACAGCCCGGCCACCGGCGAGCAGUGGAUGGCCAAGCCUGUUGCUUUCCAUAAACUCAAGUUGACCAACAACAUCUCGGACAAACACGGAUUUGUCCAGACGAUCCUGAACUCCAUGCACAAGUACCAGCCCAGGUUCCACAUAGUGCGGGCCAACGACAUCCUGAAGCUUCCUUACAGCACCUUCAGGACCUACGUGUUCCCCGAGACCGAGUUUGUAGCUGUGACAGCAUAUCAGAACGACAAGAUAACGCAGCUGAAGAUCGACAACAACCCUUUCGCCAAAGGUUUCAGAGACACGGGGAACGGAAGGAGGGAGAAAAGGAAGCAGCUGUCCAUGCCUUCGCUGCGGAUGUACGAGGACCAGUGCAAGGCGGACCGGGAGGGCGCGGACUCGGACGCCUCGUCCAGUGAACCUCCUGCCGUUAGGGACACUAUGCACUCCCCGCUGGGAGCAGGUACCAGCCCUCUGAGGUUCAGCAGGCCAAGUCGAGAUGAUAAAACAUGCACUGACAGCGAGCAAGAGCUGGAGCAUCCAGACGAGCGUUGCACGGGGUCCAACAGCCCGGGACCUGAACCCGUGUCCCCCUACAGCUCACGGUGUGAAGAGCGCAUGAGGGAAAAACCUAUUGCUGAGAAGAAGGAUGACUCUAUAUUCAGUAUAAGGAACCUCGAGAAGGACAAAGUGGAGAGCAGGCACAGGAAGGACACCACGGAUGUGUUAACAAAAGACUCAGAGGCUGGAGGCAUCAGUGCCACUAAGGACGCUUUCUCCCCUCUUGUAGUCCAGACUGAGAGCCCCUCACACUUCAGCCCAGGCCAUUUACAAAGCUUGGCACUGUCUGGCCUGCACAGCCAGCAGUUCUUUAACCCUCUGAAUGCCGGAUCGCCGCUGUUGUUUCACCCUGGGCAGUUUGCCAUGGCCCCUGGAGCCUUUUCUGCUAUGGGCAUGGGGCAUUUACUGGCCUCUGUAUCCGGAGCAACUGGUUUGGAAAAUGGCACCCUCUCCACCCAGGGCACAGGAGGAACUCCUAGCCCCUUCCCCUUCCAUCUGUCCCAGCACAUGCUUGCCUCUCAGGGCAUCCCUAUGCCUCCAUUUGGGGGUCUCUUCCCAUACCCUUACACCUACAUGGCAGCAGCUGCAGCAGCAGCCUCGGCCUCGGCCCUCCCAGCCACCAGCACAUCCAGUCCACUCUCCAGGAACCCCUUCCUGAGCUCGUCCAGGCCACGGCUCCGCUUCAACCCCUACCAGCUCCCAGUUUCACUGCCUCAGACCUCCAGCCUGCUCACUACUGGCCUGCAAGGUAGCAUCAACCCAGGUUCAGAAUCCUCCAAACCGGGCAGCAGGGAAACCAGCCCAGCACCAGAGCACCACAGCAAUCACAAGACAGGGGGCUCAAGUGGGAGGGCUGCAUCUCCCAAAACCUCCAUGAAAGACUCAGUGAAUGAACUGCAGAGCAUCCAGAGACUGGUGAGUGGCCUGGAGGGCCAAAGGGAACCCUCCCCAAAUACGGACUGUCCCAAGUGAUUAAGACUCUCUGAUUGGGAUGAAGACUUGGCUUGAAUACUAGAGGACUAUAAGUGCAUAUGUCCUGUACAGCACAUUACAGAGACUGGGAUGAUGGUAUGACUGAUGAGCAUAGAAGAAGGCCAAUUAUUAAUAUUUUUUGGAACGAAGCUGCAGGUAGACAGAAAUAUAGUCUAUAUAAUUAUAUUUAAUCUUUUUAAAUUCACAAGUAUUGAAAGUUUCCUUCAGAGCUGACCUGUUGGAAAGAGUAAAAAGCUUGUUGGACAACAUUUCCACCACCAUCAGACACCAAAGUCCUCCCUAAAAUCGCAGUGUUUUUAGGGUUUGCUUUUGAAGACCCACCAAAAAAAAAAAACAAAAAAAAAACAAACAAAAAAAACAAAAAAAAAAAACAACC